GUGAGGUGCUUCUCGUCCCAAAAGAUGGUGUCUUCCACAGCGUAGAGACAGAUAAACAAAAAAUAAAUGAGAAUUAGAUACAUAAUGUCGAAUCGACGAGAUGAAAUAUCUGGCAUCUGAAUAUCCGGCGACUGCAGAUAAUUAAUAAACUGCCUCUGAAGGCGAACGGGAUGGAUAUCAGCAGAGCCGACGGAGGCUCCUACACGGACAAUCUCAUUGGGACUUUACUUGCUAUUUUUGGAAAUGUGCUUGUCAGCAUCUCGUUAAGUAUUCAGAAAUACAGCCAUGUGACAUUAGCCGGAAAAAAGGACCCGCGUGUCUUCUACCGCACUAAAACCUGGUGGUGUGGUUUUGUCCUGACCUGUCUCGGGGAGGGUGCAAACUUUGUCUCUUAUGCCUUUGCCCCCCUCGCUCUCAUAGCACCUCUCAAUGCCGUGUCUGUCCUGACAAGCUCAAUUUUGGGUCUUAUUUUUCUGCGUGAGAAAUCUAAGCCAAAGGAAUUUGCAAAGCAGUAUGGGCUGCCCUUCCUGGGCUGUGUCCUAACCAUAGGAGGAACGUACCUCUUUGUAGCAUUUGGACCAAACUCUCAUGAAAAACUCAAAGCGGAGAACAUUGUGAAGCACAUUGUCGGAUGGCCUGUUCUCUUGUAUCUGCUCCUGGAGAUUAUCACGUUCUGCCUGCUUCUAUACUUCUACAAACAGCGCGGUGCUAACUACCUCAUUAUUAUUCUGCUGCUGGUCGCUCUACUGGGCUCUGUCACAGUCAUCACAGUGAAGGCGGUGUCAGGCAUGUUGGUACUCACCGCUGAGGGCAGCAUGCAGCUCGACUACCCCAUCUUCAGUGUCAUGUUUGUGUGCAUGUUGGCUUCGGUGGUCUUCCAAGCCAGGUUUCUCUCCCAGGCUUGUAAGCUGUAUGACUCUUCUCUGAUUGCCAGUGUCAACUACAUCCUCUCCACCUUCUUCGCUGUGGUAGCUGGAGCUGUGUUUUACUUAGAGUUUAAGAAUGAAGACGUCCUUCACAUCUGCAUGUUUUUGUUGGGAACUGCAUUGUGUUUCCUGGGGGUCUUUCUCAUCACCAAAAACAAGAAAAAGAUAAAGACCUUUGAGCCGUAUGUCACUAUGGAUAUGACUAAUGGUGUCCCAACUAUUCAUGACAAGGGCCUGGUGCUUCAGCCAGACUUCAAUGGUUCAUUCUCCUACGGGGCUCUGGUCAACAACGAUGGAGUGGCUCCUGUGACUGUACCAGUCAACCUGGAACAACCGCCAGUCGGCUGCAGAUCCACUGAUGCAUCUCACGGCCCGCCUGACCUGAAGAAAGAUUAGAACCAAAGGGGUUUUUUUUUAGGUUUUUUUCCCUCUGUUACUUCAUCCAACUAUAAACAACAUUCAAGGACCCUGAAAGACUAACAGGGGUACGUUCAGUUCUUUUCACGUAUACACAAGACUAGUACCCAUCCCAGUAGGAGGUGUCCACUGGGUUUUUUAGAUGCUCUCUUAUCACCUAACACUCCUCACCACAUCCUUUCCUUUUUGAAAUCUCUAAACCAAAAUGUGACCUUGAGAAGCUUUCCUUUCUUGAGAAGAUGUCAACUGUUGUAAUUCCAAAAAGAAACUUGAAUCGUCUGGAUGUUCUGGUGGAUUCACAAACGUGGCUUCAGGAAUAUGACAGCAGAGAGUGCUUUGCCUCGAAGCGUACUGCCUUGCACCCUGUGUUGGCUUUGAGAUGUAUAGUAAGGACUCACUUCCACGACUGUUAAGCUGUUUUGUUCUCAUUACAGGGGAACGUAUAGUAAUCUGUUCUUCCAGUGAGGAUUGUGAAGUUUCUCCUCACUUCCAGGUUCCAAUAAUAUUAUAAUGUAGGUGCGGUCUUUUUCAGAAUACUUGCCAAUGAACAUUUUGACUUUAAAUAUCUAACUGUCUGUCUUACAUGAACGGUUUUCACUCCAGCUAUCUGCCUCUUGUACCUGGGAUUUCAUUGUAUUAUUGCUUUUCCUGAUGUGACCAAACAACGGGUACAAUUGUUUUAAUUUAUUGUAAUGUAUUUAUUAAUUUUCAAGUUUGCUUUUAAUGUGCCUUGAAGACUAGCUUUACACUGGAUAAAUUACUGUAAGGUGGUACAUAACCCACGAAGGUGAGUGAUUAAUCACUGUCGUAGACCAGUUAUUCAAAGGCAGCUGUAAUCUGUCAGUGCCUGUUUGAAUCAAAAUAAAAAUCUGAAUUCUGGAAAUGUUUUGGAAAGGAAGUGAGAAAAAUGAAAUUACUAAUAGUGUACAAUUAGUUAAGUGUGAGUAUUAAAAAAAGUCUUCUUACAAAAGGUUUAAAUUUUAAAAUAACUGGAAGAUAGUCAUUCCUGAUGACAAACAAAUUUAGAAAUAAAAAUCACAGUAUGUAGAUAAUGUUGCCCAAUUACUAUGUUUCUUUCUGGUACAAUGUAUUUCAAAAAUAACCUCAUUGAUUUUUUUUUUUUUUUACAAGCUGAAAGAUGAUGCUGCAAUAAGUGAAACAUCCAUGUAUACCAAACUUAAAUUGUCCAUAGCUAAUGAAUGGCUGCAUAAAUUGGGAUACGUUUACAGAGGUAUCUUCUCCACAUGCAGCACUGCAUUUCUACAGUGUUAAUGAAGCAGAGAGCUACACAAGAGCUGUAUGCCUUAGCACAGUAUUCAGUACAUGGUUAUUUUGAUGAUAUGGCCUGUGGGUAGUCACUGAAAUGCAUUGUGUAUAUAAGCUCAUCAUUAACACCACUGUGUAAACCAACUGAAGACUGCCUGUUUAUCAAUAAUGCCUUCUAAUGAAGCAGGAACAGCUGUAAAAGUCAAACUCUCAUUGUAAAUUAUAUGCAAUCUUGUGUCAUAUAAAGUUCAUGUAAUCCAGUUCUGUUGUAUUUGGAGUAACACCUCAUGUUUUUGGUUGGUCAUAUUUUACAGAACAUUUGCAUAAACUAAGAUGAAUUGUUUUACAAAAAGUUUACCAUAAUGUUAGAACCAGAUUUGUCUUUUAGUCUUGAUAAUAUUUUGUUGAUCAGUGUUUUUGGUUUUUCUAAAUCCGCCAAUUUUGAAAACGACUUGGGCCUAGUGCUGGCUAUGAAAGAUGAUCCAAAGCCUGGUA
This is a messenger RNA of Seriola dumerili (greater amberjack), 3104 nucleotides long. It is a transcript of the gene nipal3, whose product is annotated as NIPA like domain containing 3. The transcript is spliced from 11 exons. Gene Ontology annotation, biological process: magnesium ion transport. The record is from RefSeq and is a predicted model, not a curated record. NCBI's taxonomy places the organism in Eukaryota, Metazoa, Chordata, Actinopteri, Carangiformes, Carangidae. Gene Ontology annotation, molecular function: magnesium ion transmembrane transporter activity. Gene Ontology annotation, cellular component: membrane. Bases 171 to 1322 code for a protein of 383 amino acids.